Abrus precatorius (Indian licorice) is the source of this 1172-nucleotide messenger RNA. Its product is annotated as protein CMSS1. NCBI's taxonomy places the organism in Eukaryota, Viridiplantae, Streptophyta, Magnoliopsida, Fabales, Fabaceae. Bases 12 to 791 code for a protein of 259 amino acids. The record is from RefSeq and is a predicted model, not a curated record. The transcript is spliced from 5 exons. Gene Ontology annotation, cellular component: 90S preribosome; nucleus.
AAGGACUGAGAAUGGGAAUGGCGGUUGAGAAGGGAAAGCGAAAACGAAGCAGCGAUGUUCAAAGAAAAGAGAAGAAGAAGAAAAGUUUGAGGAAGGAGAAUGAGUCAUCAAUUGAAAAGAAAACAAGUGAGCAAUUACGUUUCUUCGUGGAAGAAUUUGAGGCGGCGAAGGGUGUUGAGCUUUCAUCACUGGAGUUGGAAUCCCUCAAUAGAGAGAGCAAUUGCAUUUUGGAGGUAUUAGAAGAAGCAGAUUCAGAUGUGAAAGUAUUAGGCAAAAGUAUCAAAGCAGCUUUUGGGGCGUCAUGGAGAGAGGCACUGUGCGAAGGCGAUGGAGAUGGCGGAAAAGUCGAUAGUGGGAGUCCUUCAGUCCUUAUUCUAACUUCCUCUGCCUUAAGAUCCAUACAUCUUUUGAGAGGCUUUCGCUCUAUGACUAAAGAAUGCCAUGCUGUAAAGUUGUUCUCUAAGCAUAUGAAACUCAACGAACAGAUUGCUUUGUUAAAAAAACGUGUUAACAUUGCCAGCGGCACACCAAGCAGGAUUAAGAAGCUAAUUGACGCUGAGGCGUUAAGCCUUUCAAGGUUACAAGUACUUGUGCUUGACAUGCAUCCUGAUGUAAAGGGCUAUUCGUUGUUUACCCUUCCACAAGUCAGAGAUGAAUUCUGGGACCUGUUCAAGAAUUAUUUUUAUCAACCGAUGAUACGGGGUGAUAUGCGUGUUUGUCUCUAUGGUUACCGGGUGGCUGUUAGUUUAAAGGGCAAACAUAAACGAGGACACACUGUUCCUGAUACGUGAUAAUCAUCCAUGUUUUGACUUAGGCUUGUAUUCUUCCGAUUAAUUAUUUCAUUAUAAUACGUUUAUCAUCGAAUGGCAUCUGUGUUUUGAUGAAAUGACUAGUCUAGUCUUACUACUGUUGAGCUUUUCUAUCGUGAUAAGUGAAAUUGAAAUUAUUGUAACGCAGGAAAUGGAAUCUAUUUUGUUUAACGUAUGUCCUAAUGAAUUGCGUAGCAUACGCUGAUCUCAUCAUAGAUAAUUUCAAUUGAAGGUAUAACUAAUUUGAAGUUUGCAUUUUGCGAUGUGAUAUGACAACAGGAUAAAAAAAAUAGUAAGAUCUAGAGCUUUCGUCAAUAGAAAAUUUUAACAAAAACAACGUUAAAAUUCAUUAAAAUGAAAAGA